Hibiscus syriacus is the source of this 923-nucleotide messenger RNA. RefSeq lists its product as uncharacterized. Lineage: Eukaryota; Viridiplantae; Streptophyta; Magnoliopsida; Malvales; Malvaceae. The coding region runs from base 10 to 792 and encodes 260 amino acids. The transcript has 4 exons. The record is from RefSeq and is a predicted model, not a curated record.
GCUGCAGCAAUGGAUCCCUCGCAGGUAAAAACUUAUCAGAACGUGUUGGUUUUGAGGCACGGUGACCGUAUGGACCUCUUCGAUCCCACGUGGGCGAAAACGGCGGACAGGCCAUGGGACUCACCGCUCGUAGAGAGCGGUUUCGCCAGGGCUUUUCGGACCGGCCGUGCGUUUCAAACCCUCCCGUUCCCAAUCCACCGCGUCUUGGUCUCUCCCCUCCUCCGCUGCGUCCAGACCGCCUCGGAAGUUGUCACUGCCCUUUGCGCCGUUGAUGACGAUCCUAAUACCAAGUCAUCACGCGACGUAGUGUCCAUCGAUCCAUCCAAAGUCAAGGUUUCAGUUGAGUACGGGUUGUGUAACAAGUUAAAUACAGCCGCAACUAAGCUUGGUAUUGUGCCUAAAUAUGGAAUCUUUCAUUUCGAUGUUUCAAAGCUUGAGACUUUGUUUCCAAGUGGAACAUUAGAUCGUACAGUGGAACCAGUUUAUACAGAGAUGCCGCCGUGGGAUGAGACAUGGAAGGAUACGAAUAGUAGAAAUGAACAAAUGAUUCGGGUACUGGCUGAUAAAUACCCAUCAGAAAACCUGCUAUUAGUAGCACAUUGGACUGGAGUUGAAGUUUCAGUUCAUGCGUUCAAGGAGGACACUCGUGUUACUAAAGUAGCUUAUUGCGGGUAUUCAGAACUGAGACGGCCAGUUUGUUGGGAAAACCUGACAUUUACUGCUGGAAACUUUGAGGUUCUCACAGAAAGUGGCCGGACUGGCGUUACUUACAAGGCAAAGUUGCAACUUUAGCGAUUAAACCACGAUGAAGAUGACUCGGAUUUCAUUCGAAGCAUAGCUCGGCCUUCCUCUUGAUGUGUCUAUUUUUCGGUUAUCUUUCCUUGUGUUUUUAAGUUUAAACUUCGUGUCAGUUGUUGAUGUUC